Messenger RNA from Erigeron canadensis, 1706 nucleotides. Its product is annotated as serine carboxypeptidase-like 51. Gene Ontology annotation, molecular function: serine-type carboxypeptidase activity. The coding region runs from base 138 to 1535 and encodes 465 amino acids. The transcript has 13 exons. Gene Ontology annotation, biological process: proteolysis. NCBI's taxonomy places the organism in Eukaryota, Viridiplantae, Streptophyta, Magnoliopsida, Asterales, Asteraceae. The record is from RefSeq and is a predicted model, not a curated record.
CGAUCUAGAAAACCACGCCUCCAAAGUCCCGUCCUUAUCAUAUUUCACUUAUUAUUCCAUGCAUAUAUAAAUACUACAUACAUAUACAUAAUUCACUUAAAUUAUUCUCCUAACAGACUCACUUGUUUUUUUACCAGAUGGAUAAAAACCAUUUUACUGUUUUACUCUUUGUUUCUACAAUAUGCAUUCUUUUAAUUCCACAUUUUCAUGGAGGAUUGGUCAUGGCAAAAGGCACCCAAGAUGGUUCAGAACAUUGGGGUUAUGUUGAAGUCAGACCCAGAGCCCAUAUGUUCUGGUGGUACUAUAAAAGUCCUUAUAGAAUUGAAGAUCCAAACAAGCCAUGGCCAAUUAUUCUUUGGUUACAAGGUGGACCUGGUGCUUCAGGGGUUGGAAUAGGAAACUUUGAAGAAGUAGGACCAUUGGACACUUUGUUAAACCAAAGAAACUCAACAUGGCUCAAAAGGGGAGAUCUCUUAUUUGUGGAUAAUCCAGUUGGAACUGGAUACAGUUUUGUGGAGGAUAAAGAGUUAUUGGUGAAAACUGAUGUAGAGGCUGCAAGAGAUUUAACUACAUUGUUGAUUAAAAUAUUUAAUAGAAAUGAGACACUCCAAAGAAGCCCUCUCUACAUUAUUGCAGAGUCUUAUGGAGGUAAAUAUGCAGUAACUCUUGGAUUGACAGCUCUUAAAGCCAUUAAAGCUGGAAGGUUGAAGCUCACUCUUGGAGGAAUUGCAUUGGGAAAUAGUUGGAUGUCACCAUUUGAUUUUGUGGCUUCAUGGGCUCCUCUGCUGAAAGAUCUUUCAAGGAUAGACACCAGUGGCUUAAAGAAGUCAUAUAGUCUAGUUAAAAAAAUAGAGCACCAAAUGAGUAAAGGACAAAUGAAAGAGGCCACUAAAACAUGGGGUGAUCUUGAAGGAGUGAUCAUGGACACUAGUAACUCUGUUGAUUUCUACAACUUCUUGUUGGAUUCGGGGAGUGGUGGAGGGUCAAAUAUGAUAACGACUGAACUAUCGAGAAAAACCCCAACGAACAUAUACUCACGAAAUCUUGAUUCUUUGAGAGUUUCUCGAGUUUUGCCUGGUGGAGAGGGUGAUCUAGACACUUUGAUGAAUGGUGUCAUUAAAAAGAAAUUGAAGAUUAUCCCAAAAGAUGUAACAUGGGGAGGGCAAGCAGAUCUUGUUUUUGAGUACUUAUCAGGCGAUUUCAUGAACCCAAGGAUCAAUGAGGUCGAUCAACUCUUGAAUGCCGGAGUUAAUGUGACAGUGUAUAAUGGUCAACUUGAUCUUAUAUGUGCAACAAAGGGAGCUGAAGCAUGGGUUGAAAAGCUCAAGUGGGAAGGGCUAAAUACAUUCUUGAGCAUGGAUAGAACUCCAAUGUAUUGUGGAGGUGACAAAAAAACAAGAGGCUUUGUCAAAUCCUAUAAAAACUUUCACUUUUAUUGGAUUCUUGAAGCUGGUCACUUUGUGCCGGUCGAUCAACCAUGUGUAACAUUGGACAUGGUGGGUAAUAUCACUCAGUCGCCGUUAACAACUUAUUAACUGACGACAAGGGAAAGAAGAAGAAACGAAUAAAGAUAAGGACGUGAGAAGAAGCCAUUAAUUUAAAAGAAAUUUAGAGCACAAUUGUAUUGUUAAUUGAGAUUUUUUUUCUUAAUAGAACAUUUGGAUUUAUUUUAAUCAUAUAAAUAUCCCAAACAUCAUAUUCUUAAA